GUUUAUCUCACUUAAACGUAAAGUAGUAAAAGGUUUCAAAAAGAAUGUGUUCUUGUUAAAAACUUUACAGUAUUAGGAUACUCAUUUUUAAAUUUUCUUAGGUUUUCCUGUACAUUUCAUAAUCAAUAUAUCAUAUCUGACCACAUAUAUCGCCUACAUGUUGCAUUGUCGUGAUUUUAUUUUCAUCGUACUUGUUUCAAAAGGGUGCAGUCACAACAAAAAUAAUACGCAGUGGUUAUUACGGAUCUGUUUACUUUGAUUCCUGAAAUGUCCCAUGUGAACAAAGAUUGCAACUAUUAAUUAAAUGGAUGUAAUUAAAUGGCUGUAGAAUCAUCAUAUAACAUGUUUAAAGAUGACACGAUCCACAACAAGAAAUACAGAGCCUGGGUAAGGGCCGGUCUAGCAUUAAAGUAUCUAAAAGAAGGCAUAACGGACGCCUUGGAUGAUAGUUGUAGGAAACAGCAUGCUGCUUUCAUCUCGGACAUUUACAAACAGCAAGGAGCUAAGACCUUUGGCUGUGACAAGUGUUCCCUUAAUACUUUGUUACCGUUACAUUGCACGAAUAAAAAGGGACAGUGUCCACAAGCAAAAAGGCAAAAGUGUAACUGCAUACUAGAAAAUGGCAGGAAGCCGUGCCCCACAAAUUUCUGCAGUUCAAUGUAUGAUGCCAUAACGAAAUGUCAUCGGUUUGCGUCUCCGAAUUGGAAGAACACAAACAUACAUGAAUGGCACAAUAAUUACUGGGAGAUUGCCAAGUGUUACAUCUCAGCGGAUGGUUACAAGCACGUGUUGAAUCCUGCAACUACUGACCUUUCAGCUUUGCUAUGUAUUCUUGUGAACAACAUGGAUUUACAAAAUGCUUUCGACCUCCCACUGAAUGAAAUUGUUCCAAAGAUCAGAAAAUUCCGCAACGAGACGCUACAUUCAACAAGUAUGGAACUUAAUGAAUAUGAAUUGAAAGAGAACAUAAGCUACAUGACUGAUAUACUUGGUGAUAAGAAACAAAUGACCAGCAGAACUGAUGCACAAAACGCUUUGCGUAAAUUAAUCGCGCUAAAAAAUGACGAUAUCAUUAUAACUAUGGAAAACGAAGCUGGAGUUUGUAGGGCUGCGAUGACGGCGUUAGAAGAGAAGGAAAGAAAAUUACAUGAUAGUUUACAGACACCAUGGGAGAUUAGCAAUUCCGGUGACAAUGUGGUUCAAGACAAAAUAAACACGGAUUAUAUGGAAAGGAAAAAAGAACUGCAAACAUCUCUAAUCACUCUGUAUAGACGACGUUACUUUAACACACCCAUUAUACCCAGUUUAUUUGAACACGAUAACGGUGCUUCUGCAUGGUAUGUGCAGCCAGAAAUGGUUGUUGAGUACCCAGAAACAGAAAAAGAAGAUAAACGAAAAGUUGUCAAGUUCUUUAGAGAUAUAUUUUACACUAAUGAAAAGAGAAACAAGACAAUCUACAUUUUAGGAGACGCUGGAGUUGGAAAAACAACAUUUAGCAAACGUAUGAUAUACAGGUGGUGCAAAAUACACGAUGACCAGUGUGCAAAUGGAAAUUUGGGAAAUAACGAUGACGAUCUAAUACUCAGUGAAUUUGAUUUUUUGUUCUUUAUUCCUCUUUGUCAUGUGCAGGGAACCCGCCACGUUCAUGAUAUGAUAAAAGAUGAGUUACUACAUGGGUCUGACAACAAAUUGCUGAAUAAAAUGCUUGAUACACAUUCCGAAAAAUGUUUGAUCAUACUAGAUGGCUUAGAUGAAUGGACUCCCGACAAUGGUAGCAUGCAUAACCGAUGGCGUCAAAUGCAGAAUGAAACCAUUCCACAAGUAGGUACUUUGCAAAACUAUACAGUGCUAACUACUACUCGACCAUGGAAAAUGGAUGAAAUCCGUCUGAAUACAUUUGAACGUGGUGUACAUAUACGAAUGACGGGACUGUCCGACGAAUCCGUCAGUAUUUUUAUUGAAAGCAUGGUUAGCAGUUUGAAUAUACAGUCUACUCAUGACAGGCAUUCAUCAGAAUUCAAGAAAAUGAUUAGCUGUAGUCAUCUUGCGUCUCUUCAACAGAUACCAAUAUUGUUAGUGCAACUAAUUUGUUUAUGGUAUGACGACAAACAUUUCAGGAACUCAGUCUGUGAGAUUUACAGCAAUAUCGUAGAAGUAAUGCUGAAGAUGGCUACAGAGAAACGCAUGCCUCUUAAACAAAGCCCAGCCCCGAAACCCCAGAUACAAAGGCUACCAGCAUGUUUUGGUCGGACAGUGUGUUGCCAAGAAUACAAGGGUAUGCUUCAUAAACUUGGCGCUAUCGCAUUACACACGCUGUGUUAUGAGCAUGUUAAUGCUAGUACGAAACAAUUUAGCAAGAGGGAAAUGUUAAAAAUGUUGACGCCCGAAGAGGUUUACUGGUGCUUGGCUACAGGAGUAUUGACAGAGACAAGAUCAAAUGUAGAAUCUUCCCUAACGCAUGCUCGAUCUGAUAUGUCUUUUAUUCACAAAUCUUUUCAAGAGUUUUUUGCUGCCAUUUAUAUUUCGACCGAAAAGGAUUUUCAGACUGCCAGGGAGCAAGUACCAGUCUGUAACCAAGUCCGCUGCAUUUCUGAUAUGAAAACUUUCUUUGUUUUUGUUUCUGGUAUGAAUCCAUUCUUAGGACUGUACCUUCUAGAGGAACUUCAAGAUGGCACUCAUUGUACGUGUUCAAAGCAUGACGAGAAACUACAGAAUUUGAAAAUUGCAUGCCAUCACGAAAUAGAGGCUACUAGGCCUUUGUAAAUAUUUCCAUACUUAUCUUAAUUGAAAUUGAGGCGUUUUCAACAAAACAGACUAUGUUGCCACAAAGAGGACAUCUGACACCAUUAAUAAUUUAUCAGUUAUUUAGAUACCAGUCGCCUAAAGAAGACUUUCAUAAUGAAAGCUAUUUGAAAAUCAUUCAAUUAGAAAACAAUUGUGCCAAGAAAAAAUUAACUAUGACGUGGAACUGCAACAUUUUCAGGUGUUUCACUCUGACUUCAUGUGAAUUAGACCAAUAAUCAUCUAUGGCAUUACAAAGUGUCAUUAGGAGUGAUAUCAAUGCGCAUGUUUUUCUUUGCAAUAAAAUUGAUGAGGACUUGCAGACUGCGCGAAGCGUGUAACAGCAAAUAAUCAGUUUUGAAGUAUGUUUAAAUAGACUCAUUUCUGAUAUGAAACCAUUUUGAUGACUCUACAAGAAGAUGGUUCCCAUUAUAAACGGUUUGCAUCAUUAUACGCGUAAAAGUUUAAAGGAAUUAACACCAUAAAUUGCAAAAAAAAGGUUGAGGUUAAAGAAUUGUUUACGAGUACUAGUGAAUUUUUUAAUAUUUUGAAUUAACCAUCAAUGCCCUUGAAAUAUCUGCUACAAAAAUGGAUUGAAAUUUAAAGCGUAUGAUUUGCAAAGUGACAUUAUAAACAUUGUUUAAAUGUUUGAUAUUAUUAGAUGGCCUAAAUGAAAGAACUUUCGGCAAUGUUGGCAUAUAUCACCGAUGGCGUUAAAUGCAGAAUGAUACAAUUCCACAAGAAGUUAGUUUGCAAAACUAUACAGUGCUAUCUACUAUUCGACCAUGAAAAAUGGAUAAGAAUCCAUCUGAGCACCUCAGAAUUGAUUUACACAUCCGAAAGACUGGACUGUCAAUAUCUUUAUUGAAAGCAUAGUUAGCAGUUUGAAUGGUCAGUUCAGACGGAGACAAGAUUAAAUAUAGGAUCCUCCCUAAAGUAUGCGCGAUCUAAUGUGUCUUUUAUUCACAAAUCGUUCCAAGUUUUUUUGCUGCCAUUUAUAUUUAUGAAGAGAAACUACAGAAUAUGAAAAUCGCAUGUCAUAACGAAAUAGAGGCAAUUAGGCCUUUGUAAAUAUUUCCAUUCUGAUCGUAAUUGAAAUUUAAGUGUUUUCUUCAAAAUAGACUAUGUUGCCACAAAGUGGACAUCUGACAUCAUCAAUAACUUAUCAAUCAUCUAGAUACAAGUCACCUCAAGAAGAAAUUCAUAAUGAAAGCUAUUUGAAAAUCAUUCAAUUAGAAAACUGUUGUGCUAAGAAACAAAUAACUAUGACGUGGAACUUCAGCUAUUUCUGAUGUUUCACUCUGAUUUCAUUUGAAUAAGACCGAAAACAACAUCUAUCUUGAAAAUUAAGUGUUUUUGGAACGUGACUUUCCCUGUUGGAUAUUCUUCCUUGUUUUUCUGUUGCCAGAAAAGGAAGAUGUUACAUGUUUAAUCGAAUAUCUAGACGUAGGUCACAUAAUUAAAGAAGAAGUUCGUUAUGAAAGCUUGUAGCUAACAAGUGUGCUUACGGAGAAUUGGAAGAAAAAACUAUGACGGGGUACUACAACAUCUUCUGGUUAUUCAAUAAUCUGAUUUCUUGUGAAUUACAGACUGGACAAAACACAUAUGGCACUACACGUGUUGGCAAUGCUAAUACGUACUUGCAAACGGCGCGAAGUGUGUGAAAGCGUACCAAUUUCGACAUCUAUUUAAACGGACUCAUUUCUGAUAUGAUAUACCAGAAGGCGGCUCUCAUUAUGAAUAGUUUGUAUAAUUUUACGUGUCAGCCUUUUGUAAAAUUAGAAUAAUUUACAAAAAGCUGAGGUUACAGAACUGUGAACAAAUAUUUAUUUCAUUGCCAUUGAUUUUUUUUUUCACGGUACAAAUUGUGUAUUUGACGUCGUAACAAAAAACGUGUUACUGUCCUUCAGUUUAUCAGUUUUAAUUAUACGUAAUAUAAACUCGAAAAAUGUUAGAUAUAUUUUGGACGGUACAAAAAAGAUGAUGACAAUGGACUAUCAAUAGAAAAAGUGGAAACUCCACAAGUCUAAUAACAGUGACAUUGAAAAAAAAAUACAAAGUUGCCACCAAUUCCUCUAUCCGUGUGUUUUAAUACGCACGUUUAAUACGCACAUAUAUAUACUGUACUGGAACAUUUUACGAAAAAGGAUAUGUAGAUAUGGUUACUGGGGAACAGGGUCUAAAGUUUUCUUCCUUUUACAUGAUUUGAAAGAAACUAAAUGAUGUUUAAAGGUAUUUUAUUAAUGUACAUAAUGUUAUGAUUUUAACUUACGUCGCUUGUGUAACCAGUUUACUUUUAAUUAAAUAAAAUGUCUUAAAGAUUGUU
Mercenaria mercenaria is the source of this 5107-nucleotide messenger RNA. RefSeq lists its product as uncharacterized. The record is from RefSeq and is a predicted model, not a curated record. The transcript is spliced from 6 exons. NCBI's taxonomy places the organism in Eukaryota, Metazoa, Mollusca, Bivalvia, Venerida, Veneridae. Bases 319 to 2763 code for a protein of 814 amino acids.